Messenger RNA from Lacerta agilis (Sand lizard), 3917 nucleotides. RefSeq names its product EGF like, fibronectin type III and laminin G domains (gene EGFLAM). Gene Ontology annotation, molecular function: protein binding; calcium ion binding. The record is from RefSeq and is a predicted model, not a curated record. Bases 452 to 3571 code for a protein of 1039 amino acids. The transcript is spliced from 24 exons. Lineage: Eukaryota; Metazoa; Chordata; Lepidosauria; Squamata; Lacertidae.
UCUCAGAGACGAUCCCGGAGGCGGAGUGGGACGCAAGUGUGUGUGGAGAGGCAGUUAAGAGGCGCCUCAUCCAUUCGUUAUAGUCGCUAUGCGCCCCCGUAUUACUGGGGAUUCUUCUAAUCCCAUCAAAGGGCAGGUCCCCGCCCUGUUGCGUGCGUAAAAACCGUGCUGUUUGCUCCGUGCCAGACCCACUUAAACCCGUCUGGCUUCCACAGACGCCGGACUUGCGACUGGUCGUCCUCGCCCCCCCGCUUCCAACCCAGCACAAAGCUCCUCCCCGAUUACCAUAAUCUCUAGGAUCUUUUGGAGCGUCGUUACCACGGAUUGCAAAGCCAGCCCUUCAACGCGCUCUGCUCAACUUGCUCAAACUUUGCUUAAAAUAAUAAUCAUUACCCCUCACAUCGCAGCCGGUGUGUUUUGUUGGAAACUGGCCAAUCCGAUUUGAGCCAAAAUGGAUUUACACUGCCGGUCUCGCUGCAGCUCCCGCCGCCUGCUUUGGGUCUUGCUGGCUUGCUGUAUCGGACCCUUAACCGCAAACAGAAGAAACAUCCCAAGGAGGCAAGAUAGGCUGGGGCCACCUCUGGAUAUAACCCUGGAUUCGCUGAACUGCACGGCAUUUAGUAUACAAUGGAGAAUGCCUCGGCAGCAUGCAAGUUCCAUCACCGGGUAUACUGUCUAUUACACCGAGUUCAAGGCAGAGAAACCAAUUAAACAGCAGUCCCAUGAUGUGCCUCUUAGCCUGGACAUGCUCAGUAUGGGUCAAAUGGAUGGGCAAGCCAUUUUUGAAGUUGUCAUUGGAGAUCUGAAGCCAGGCACUUUCCACCGUGUAAGUGUAGGAGCUUACGGCUGGGCAGGAAAAGGCAGACCCAGCAUGCCGAGAAAUGUAACGACUUUAUCACAAGAUAAAUGCAUGCCUCCAGAUCCACCAUACCAGCCUCAAGUGCUGGUUGUUUCUGACUCAGAAGUCGCUCUGUCGUGGAAACCAGGACCCAGUGAAGGAAGUUCCCCAGUUCAGUACUACACAGUGGAAUUCAUAAGACCUGAUCUCGACGCCAACUGGACAGUAAUUAGAGAGCAGAUCCAAAUGGACUCCAUGGUUCUGAAGGGUCUCACUCCAAACAACAAGUACCAGUUUGCAGUCCGAGCGGCAAAUUCAUAUGGAUCCAGCCUGCCUAGUACUCCCAGUGACACUAUCAGAAUGUUCAGCCCAGAAGAGUUAGGGAGUGGAAGCUACGGUCAUCGUUACAUUACAGAAUCUGGAUUUGGAGACGACGAAGGAGCUGACAUCGAUGAUUCAGACUACGAUAUUUACAUUGACGAGCUCAAGCCACUUCCUGCUAUCAAAGGUGGCAGCAGGAAGUUUUUGGUUGAAACCAAGCUCACGCAGGAGUCUAAUGCAAGGCUUCUUUCUAGACUGCUUUCAUCGGCUUCCUCUCCUAUUAGUUCCCCUACAACGACAACUCUGCCGCCACGUACCAGCACAGCAACCAGCAUUACUGCCAAGGCCACCAGGUGGAACAAUGGGGCUUCAGUGGUGCGGCAGUCUGACCUGUCCUGCGAUGAAACCAUCUGCUCUACCGACAGCUUCUGUGUCAAUGAUUACGAGCGGAGUGGUUCUCGUUGCCACUGCAACCUUGGCAAAGGAGGAGAGAGUUGCUCAGAAGAUGUUAGUAUUCAGUACCCUCAGUUCUUUGGCUACUCAUACAUGACCUUUGAACCUCUGAAAAAUUCCUACCAGACUUUCCAAAUUACUCUCGAAUUUAGGGCUGAAGCGGAAGAUGGUUUGCUUCUGUACUGCGGAGAGAAUGAACAUGGGCGUGGGGACUUCAUGUCUGUGGCAGUCAUCAGACGAAGCAUUCAGUUCAGGUUCAACUGUGGUACUGGAAUUGCAGUAAUUACAAGCGAAAACAAAGUGAAGCUGGGUAAUUGGCACAGUGUGACUGUGUUCAGAGAUGGACUGGCUGGAUGGCUUAGGCUGGAUAACAACCGUCCAGUUUCUGGUAAAUCCCAGGGUCAAUACAGCAAAAUUACUUUCCGGACUCCCUUCUAUCUUGGAGGUGCUCCUACUGCCUACUGGCUAGUGAGGUCUGCAGGCAUCAAUCGGGGCUUUCAAGGCUGUGUCCAGGCACUCACAAUCAAUGGGAAGAUCAUGGACAUGCGGCCCUGGCCUCUGGGGAAAGCUCUUAGUGGGGCAGAUGUCGGUGAAUGCAGCAGUGGGAUUUGCGAUGAGGCUUCCUGCAUAAACGGUGGCACUUGCACGGCGAGCAAGGCGGACAGGUACAUCUGCCUGUGCCCGCUUGGAUUUAGAGGGCGCCACUGCGAAGAAGCUUUCAUUCUCAUCAUACCUCAGUUCAACGAGACUUUGAAAUCCUUUGCCACCAUCCCCUGGCCUUUGGAACCACAGAACUACCUUUCCUUCAUGGAGUUUGAGGUCACCUUUCGUCCCGAUUCGGCCGAUGGUGCCCUUUUGUACAGCUAUGACACAGGCAGCAAAGACUUCCUGUCCAUUAGCAUGGCAGACGGCUAUGUGGAGUUCAGGUUUGACUGUGGUUCAGGAACUGCUGUAAUCAGGAGUGAAGAACCCAUCAGUUUGAACCAGUGGCAUGAGCUCAAAGUGUCUCGCACAGCAAAAAAUGGCAUAUUGCAGGUUGAUCAGCAAAGACCAGUUGAAGGAAUGGCAGAGGGAGCUUUCACACAGAUUAAGUGCAACCCUGACAUAUUCAUUGGUGGAGUACCAAGUUAUGACAGUGUAAAGAAGAACUCUGGUGUCCUGAAACCUUUCUCUGGGAGUAUUCAAAAGAUUGUUCUGAAUGACCGGACAAUAGAUGUGAGGCAGGAUUUGGCAUCUGGAGUCAACCUGGAGAAUACUGUCCAUUCCUGUGUGAAUUCCCCCUGUGCCAAUGGGGGCACCUGCGUGCCCAAAAAAGAUGGCUAUGAAUGUGAUUGCCCAUUGGGUUUUGAUGGGCAGCACUGCCAGAAAGAAUGUGGAAAUUACUGCUUGAACACUGUUAUGGAAGCCAUCGAAAUACCGCAGUUCAUCGGCCGCAGCUACCUCACCUAUGAUAGCCCAGAUAUUCUUAAAAGAGUAGCGGGAUCAAGAACAAAUGUCUUCAUGAGGUUUAAGACUACCCUGAUGGAUGGCCUCUUGCUGUGGAGGGGAGACAGCCCCAUGAGACCAAACAGUGACUUCAUCUCUCUAGGUCUUCAAGAUGGUGCCUUGGUCUUCAGCUAUAAUCUGGGCAGCGGCAUUGCUACCAUAACGGUGAAUGGCUCCUUCAACGAUGGCAGGUGGCAUAGAGUAAAGGCAGUUCGGGAUGGGCAGUCUGGGAAAGUAACGGUGGACGACUAUGGUGCUAGAACUGGCAAAUCACCAGGAAUGAUGAGGCAGUUGAAUAUCAAUGGGGACCUCUUCGUUGGUGGAAUGAAAGAGAUAGCUCUGCAUACAAACAGACAGUAUAUGAGGGGUUUGGUGGGUUGCAUUUCCCACUUCACGCUUUCUACGGAUUACCAUAUUUCGCUGGUUGAAGAUGCGGCUGAUGGGAAGAACAUCAACACUUGCGGGGCAAAGUAACAGGUGGGAAAUAUUCAGAGGGAAGAGCCUUCCACCACUGUUCUUGCACGCGGAGGACUUGCCUUCUGAGCGAGGCCUGGAAGCAAGAAACAACCUGAAGCAAAAGUCACAGAAGGGGACCAUUUGCCACUCCCCUUUCCUUUGGAUAACACGCUCUCUCUGUCAUGCCGAAUGCUUCGGGGCAGUGCAGGAGCGCCACCCUUUAAACUGCAAAUAGUUGUAGAGUCCCAUGCAGCAGAGCACCUAUGCUGUUGUCUACAGCAGCUCCCUACCCAUUAAUGUAGCCUCCUCACACAGUGAGCAAAAGCUGGGCAGGUUGGGUAGCAACAUGCCCCAUUUUGCUGGC